Rosa chinensis is the source of this 2223-nucleotide messenger RNA. RefSeq lists its product as uncharacterized. NCBI's taxonomy places the organism in Eukaryota, Viridiplantae, Streptophyta, Magnoliopsida, Rosales, Rosaceae. The coding region runs from base 725 to 2035 and encodes 436 amino acids. The transcript is spliced from 4 exons. The record is from RefSeq and is a predicted model, not a curated record.
AAUGAGGUACAAAAUUUGUAAAAUGUUUACCGAGGGUAACAUUUUUGUUGCUCUUUCUGUGGAAAUGCGGCCUUUUAUUUUGAUCCUCAAAUACUAAAUUGACUGUCAGGUUUCUGUCAAUUUGUUGUCUCAGCGGAUGAUGCAUUUACAAGUAACUAAAUUGUCAGUUUCCAGUUGGCAUUUUUUUCCCCUUGGCUAGAGUUUUUAUAAAAACAAAUUGGAGUGCAUUUCAGCUAUAAAAUACAAGUAAAACAAAAGUAUGUCAGAGAAAGAGACCCUUUGGUUGGGCUGGUGAAGCUCCUAGGCUCCUGGAGACCUCAUUGGUGUCCUAUAAUAUAAUUUAAGAAACCAUGUUUGAAUUUUUUUUUUAAAAUAAAAUAAAAUAAAGAUCCAGUGUCCAAUCUCCAUUAAAGUGGUCUAUGAAUUUUUGGUCUGCUUUAGCAUCUUGGACAAUCAAGAUCACUUUUUUCCUACAAAGUAGGUAUGCCAAGGUUUGCCUUGUGUAUUAGUAGUUUAGCACAUCGUGACUGGCAGUUGCUAAAAGCAAAAUGAAAACUUUCAAACAUUGCAUACAAACUUACAUCUGAAUCAAAGAACAAACUGACCUGGGGAUUCUGUUUCUUUUCUUAUUUUCUUCAUAGAUCAAUGCCAUAUAAAGGGCACACACACACAUACAAUCAUUUCAAUAACCAGAGGCUGUUUGUUAUUCAAUUUCCUUCACCUUAUGGCAAUCCCAGAAUCACAAGAAACCAUAAUCCCACUGAUAGGCACAUCAGAAACACAAACAAAAACAGAACUAGAUGAUGAUACCCAACUUGAUCACACUCUCUACCGCUUUGAGACCUUUCUCAGGCUCUUUGGCUUCUGCCAGUAUUCCUUUUGGAGCUUCAGUCUCUCAUGGCUUGCAUUCCUUCUCGUGGGUGUUGCACUGCCAGUGCUACUUAUUGGGAUCUUUCAAUGUUCCAAUUGUGAUAAGUAUCAGAUCAAAAGUUUUGAGCUUGAGAUUCUGGUUAGCGAGUCUCUUGUGGCUGCAAGUUCUUUGCUUUGUAUUUCUCACAACCUCCGCAAGUAUGGAGUAAGAAGGUUCUUGUUUGUGGAUAGAUAUCAUGGCCAUAUGACUCAGUUCCAUGAUGAAUAUAUGCGAAAGAUCAAUGAUUUCUUUCACUUGCUGUCAGUGUGGCUACUACCUUGCUUCCUUCUGAAGACUGCUCGUGAAAUAACUCGAGUCAUUUAUGUCCCUCAAGAUUCAUUGUGGAAAUCUGUUGCUGUUUUACUUGCUUUCCUUGUGUCGUGGAUGUAUUCAAAUGUAAUAUUCCUAUCAGGCAGUUGUUUGUUCAAUUUGGUAUGCAAUUUGCAAGUUAUACACUUUGAGAACUAUGGGAAGCUCUUAGAAAUGGAUAUAGAUGUUUCUGCAUACCUUGAGGAACACAUUUGUCUAACGCAUUAUCUGUCCAAGAUUAGCCACAGAUUCCGAAUCUAUCUUCUUCUUCAACUUUUACUUGUCACAGCUAGCCAGUUUGUGGCUCUUUUGGAGAGCACAGAAAACAGCAAAGUCAUCACUCUUAUCAAUGGAGGAGACAUUGUAGUCUCCUCUAUUGUUGAGCUUGUUGGAAUAAUCAUAUGCCUGCAAGCAGCUGCAAAGAUUUCACAUAGAGCUCAAGGGCUUGCAUCAGUAGCUAGCAGAUGGCACGCUUUGAUCACGUGCAGCUCCGGUGAUGCUUCCCAAUUGGGAAUUGACAAUGAUACAGAAAACUUGGGGAGUUCUUAUCCAGCUGGUUCAUUGCCCAUAAACUACUCAGAAACUGAUCUGGACUCUAUUGAUUAUGUACCAGUGCCUACAAAUACACAACUAGCUUCAUACAUGUCCUUGUAUCACAAAAGACAAGCUUUUGUCACUUAUAUGCAGUCCAACCCCGGUGGGGCUACUAUAUACGGAUGGAGGAUUGAUCGGGCACUGAUUAAUACCAUCUUCUUUGUUGAGCUCUCACUCGUUCUUUUUGUGCUUGGGAAGACGAUAACCUUCACCACUAAAUGAUUUACGAAUAUUGUUAGGUGACUUUUAUUCUGCUGUAUUUUUAGGGGCAGGAGUAACAUAGGCAAUGCAAUUGUAGUAGUCUUAAUCCCUGCUGUAUCUUAGUUGGUUUUUUUCUUCAGUUCAGUUGUAUCACACACACAUUGACCUAUAUUUAUUGUUAAACAAAAUGCACGUUUCUUGUCGACAAA